GUGUUUGCUCUAACUUCAUGUGCUAAUUCUGAACUCCAAACAGCUCUCUGCUGCCCUGAGGUUCAGGUCCAGGUGCUGCAGGACUGUGGAAAGAUGAGUGUGCAGAUUCAGAGCCCACAUCAUCCGUGAGGGAUGCACCGUGACACUGCUUUUAUGUCAGCUGGGUCCUGGUGCUGGGGAGCUGCUGAGAUUGCAGCAAACCAAAUGGAUGCAGCCAAACUCCUCAGGAAUGACUCAUUAAGCUUGGGACAGGUAAGAACAGAGGUGAAAUACCCUGACAUGCAACUAAACAAAAUACAGAGCUCGGGCCGCGGUGCCGGGGAUCUCCCGUGGCGCUCCUGCGGCCCGCGGACUGCCAUGACGAGCAUCGCCGACCUCCCCGAGGACGUGCUGGUGGAGCUGCUGUCGCUGCUGCCCGCCCGGGACCUGCUCCGCACCUGCCGGCUGGUGUGCACGCAGUGGCGCUACGUGGUGGACCUGACCACCCUGUGGAAGCGCAAGUGCCAGCGCGAUGGGUUUUAUCGUCAGAGCUUGGACAGAAGCGUCUCUGACUGGAAGAUCUUCUAUAUGCUCUGCCACUUGAAGAGAAACUUAAUCAAAAACCCUUGUGCUGAAGAGAACUUCCAGCACUGGACACUUGACAAGAAUGACGGAAAUAGGUGGAAAAUUGAGGAUCUGCCUGGAGCUCAUGGAAAUGAUAUGCCAGACACCGCAGUACGCAAAUACUUUGUCACUUCAUAUAGGCCAUGCUUCAAGUCUCAACUCAUUACCCUGGAGAAGGAAGGCUAUUGGAAUCAGCUGAUGGAUGAGAAACGGCCUGAAAUUACAGUCAAGGACUGGUACGCUGCCAGGUUUGAUUGCGGGUGCCGCUACGAGCUCAUCGUGAGGCUGCUCUCCGAAGAUUACAUCGUCCUGGUGGAAUUCCAUCCUGAGCCUGUGGUCAUUGAGCAGUGGAGUGAUGCCAGGUGGAGAGAGAUUUCUCACACCUUCCGGAAUUACCCAGCAGGAGUUCGUUACAUCUUGUUUCAGCACGGAGGCCAGGACACGCAGUUCUGGGCAGGAUGGUACGGGGUCCGUGUGACAAACAGCAGCAUCACCAUUGGGCCCCUGACAUCGUUGUGAAGCACUACGGAAAAGCACUGUGCUUGCUUUUACCUCAGGACUGGAACCAAGUGGCUGCAGGUGCACUGUUUGUCUGUACUGUCUGGGUGUGUCCUAGCUUUGUCUUGCAGCUCUUGUUCACAGCAGAACUUCAGCAGAACCAGCCCUUUGGAAGGGCGUUGUCUUCAUCUUCCAUUCUCUUCUACCAUGGAUGCUAUUCCAAUUAUUGGUGCCCUUUCAGAGAAAAACUGGGACAAUUAAAUAUGAGGUCUAUCUUUUCUAGUUAAUACAUUCUUAUGCUAACAUACAUGGUCUUAAAGACAAUUUCUUUUUUAUGAAACACAGGAAAGAUAAGGCUAAAAUACUUAAUUUCAGAUUACCAAUGGUAUCUACAAGGACUCUGCCACAGAUUGUUUUGUACAGUAGUUUCUUUCCUGUUUCAGUUUUAAGAUUCAGUUAAGAUUUAUGAUCUGCAUCAGACCCUUUAUAGCAUCAGGAAACUGUCACCCCUUGUUCCUAAGUGCUGUGUCACUGGUAGUGAAUUCCUUACCCUUUCUCUAAGUGUGUAUCAUCAAAAUGGUACCUGCCUUCCUAUCCAAAACAGUCCCUUGGUGAUUGAAUAAACAGGUAGAGAAAGAGGAGGUAAGAAGUCCCUUCAGGCAGCUGCCUAAUAACACAAGUGCCUUUUGAUUGUGCUGGGCUUUUCCCACAUCACCUUUGGUUUAUACUGAGCAGUGUAACCCAAUAUAAAAUGUUAAAGCA
Molecule: messenger RNA, 1863 nt
Organism: Lonchura striata (white-rumped munia)
Lineage: Eukaryota; Metazoa; Chordata; Aves; Passeriformes; Estrildidae
Source: RefSeq, a predicted model, not a curated record